Molecule: messenger RNA, 1808 nt
Organism: Phycodurus eques (leafy seadragon)
Lineage: Eukaryota; Metazoa; Chordata; Actinopteri; Syngnathiformes; Syngnathidae
Gene: sp8b
Product: sp8 transcription factor b
Exons: 2
Coding region: 44-1432 (462 amino acids)
Biological process (GO): regulation of transcription by RNA polymerase II
Molecular function (GO): DNA-binding transcription factor activity, RNA polymerase II-specific; RNA polymerase II cis-regulatory region sequence-specific DNA binding
Source: RefSeq, a predicted model, not a curated record
UAUAAAAAGAUCCUCCGAGGAGGGCUGUGUUUUUUUGUGUGUGAUGGCAACUUCACUUCUAGGGGAGGAGCCGAGGUUGGGAUCGACUCCUUUAGCCAUGUUAGCCGCAACAUGCAACAAAAUCGGGAGUCCGAGCCCUUCGCCGUCCACCAUUUCGGAUAAUUCCUCCUCGUUCGGGAAAGGCUUCCACCCGUGGAAGCGAGCCGCCGCCGCCGCCGCCGCCGCCGCCGCGGGCGCCGGCAGCUGCAGCCUGGGCUCCGGCCUCUCCGGCUUCGGGGUGUCCCGCAACGGCUCGGCCAUCUCGGACUCGUUCAGCUCCAACGGCUCCACGGGCUCCAGCGCCUUCUCCCUCACGUCCGGCGCCUCGCCCGGAUCCCACUUUGGCAACGACUACUCGGUGUUCCAAGCGUCCGUGUCCAACGGCUCCCAAGAGUCGAGCCACCAGCCGGUGUUCAUCUCCAAGGUGCACACGUCCGUGGACGGUCUGCAGGGCAUCUACCCGAGGAUGAGCGUGGCGCACCCGUACGAGUCCUGGUUCAAGUCGUCCCACCCCGGCAUCCCCGCGGGAGAGGUGGGCACCGCGGGCACAUCGGCCUGGUGGGACGUGGGAGCCGGCUGGAUUGACGUCCAGAACCCCAACGGAGCGGCACUGCAGACGUCGUUACAUUCCGGCGGACUGCAGACGUCCUUGCACUCCCCCCUGGGCGGAUAUAAUUCUGAAUAUUCCAAUUUGAGCCACUCUGCCUUCAGUACAAACCCCUCUCCGCACCUGUUGACCACCGGCCAGCACCUGAUGGACGGCUUCAAACCGGUGCUCUCCUCUUAUCCGGACACCAGCCCGUCUCCGUUAACCGGCGCGGCGGGUACGAUGCUCUCCGGGGCUCCCCCGGCCUCCUUAGCGGCGUCCCCGCGCUCGUCCGCGCGGCGCUACUCGGGCAGGGCCACCUGCGACUGUCCCAACUGUCAGGAGGCGGAGAGACUGGGACCCGGUGGCGCCAGCCUGCGGAGGAAGGGCCUCCACAGUUGUCACAUCCCCGGCUGCGGGAAGGUUUACGGGAAAACGUCUCACCUCAAGGCGCACUUGCGGUGGCACACCGGCGAGCGGCCGUUCGUGUGCAACUGGCUCUUUUGCGGCAAGAGGUUCACGCGCUCCGACGAGCUCCAGCGACACUUACGCACGCACACCGGGGAGAAGAGGUUCGCCUGCCCGGUGUGCAACAAGAGGUUUAUGCGAAGCGACCACCUGAGCAAGCACGUCAAGACGCACAGCGCCGGAGGGUCGGCGGGCUCGGGCUCCGGGGGGAGCGGGGGCAAGCGGGGGAGCGAUACCGACAGCGAGCACAGCGCACCGGGGAGCCCCCCGUGCCACUCCCCGGACCUGUUGCACCCGGCCGAGGCCAGGCAGGGCGUGCUGGGCAUGAACGGUCUCUAACUCCGUUCCAAGUGUGUGCGAACCACGAGAAAAUGUUGGGGACGUUCUGUGAGGACAUGGCACCGGUGGACAUUAUUGCACUUCGUGCGCAAUGUCAAAUCGCGAAAGUUACACGUUUCUCAAUAAGGACACGCUGCACGAGUGGGUGCACAAUGUUCCGUCUGUCAAAGAAGCCUUGAGAACUUUCUGUGGCACGAGGAGUACACUACUUUGCUCGAUGUUGCAUUUAAAGGCCAGCGCAUUUCUUCAAUUACAUCUUUGGUACACAACGUGCAACGUCAUAACUGCCCCGAGAUGGGCGUGCCGGGGAAUACACUUUGCUGUAUGCACAUCGUAUGUCGUUCGUUAAAAAAGGGAGCCCAUGCAAUUUGUGCAU